This is a messenger RNA of Mauremys mutica (yellowpond turtle), 2216 nucleotides long. RefSeq names its product 2,4-dienoyl-CoA reductase [(3E)-enoyl-CoA-producing], mitochondrial-like. The transcript has 11 exons. The record is from RefSeq and is a predicted model, not a curated record. NCBI's taxonomy places the organism in Eukaryota, Metazoa, Chordata, Testudines, Geoemydidae. Gene Ontology annotation, molecular function: O-methyltransferase activity; oxidoreductase activity, acting on the CH-OH group of donors, NAD or NADP as acceptor. Bases 1 to 1617 code for a protein of 538 amino acids.
AUGUCAGAAACACCAAUUGGGCUCAUUGCUGAGAACCUCAGGAAAGCCAGAGAAAUAGCCCACAGUGACUCGCGUGUUCCUGAACAGCUAAAGCAUUAUUUACAGAAAGCUCUGGAGGUUGCUAUUGGACUGGACCCUUACCUGGACGCAAUGGCAACUGCAAAAACAGCCUCACUUGAAGGCUGGAAACUGAAUGUCGCAGGAGUUGAAACGAAAGUUAAGCCUCAUAAAGAAUGUGCCUCUGGCUAUCUAAAAGGCCAAGUUCUCAGGAUGUUUGUUCAUAUGGUUGGAGCCAAGAGGAUUUUAUUAAUUGGCAGGCUUAAAGGUUACAGUAUCCUUGCUAUGGCGGAGGCAUUGCCAGAUGAUGGAAAAAUAACUGCAUGUGCAGUAGAGCCAUAUCUUGGAGUGAAAAGCCAGGAAGCGUCUGAUUACUCAUCUCAUGUUAAACAGAUAAGUGUGAAAGUGGGGCCAAUAGCAGACACUUUGGAGGAGUUAGUGGCUGUGGGUGAACACUUUGAUAUAGUUUUUAUUGAUGCUGAUCAAAUAAAUGCCGUUAACUACUACAACUUUGUCAUGGAUAACUACUUGCUGAGAAUGGAUGGAGUGAUCUGUGUGGAGAAUACUCUCAUGAAAGGACAAGUCUACCUGGAGAACAUAUCUGAUGAAAAUGUAUUAGCUGUCAGAAACCUAAAUAAUGUAAUUAAUUCAGAUCCUCGCGUUGAUCAGGUUAUUUUACCUGUGCAAGGCGGAAUGAGUGUCAUCCGAAGGAGCCGUGCACACGCAGAUAGGGUGAUUGAAUCAAAGAAAGAACUGGUGAAAGAUGAUGUCUUUUGGGGCUAUAACAGAUGUCACAUCCUUGAUCGCCUGCGUUUGGAUGGCAAAGUGGCCUAUGUCACAGGUGGAGGCCAGGGGAUAGGAAGAGCCUUUGCUCAUGCAUUAGGGGAAGCAGGGGCUAAGGUUGCCAUUGUUGAUCUGGUACUUGCAAAGGCGGAAGUGGUAGCAGAAGAGCUCAGCCUGAAAGGGAUAAAAAACAUGGCAAUUGGAGCAGAUGUAAGCAAACCUGAAGACGUGCAAAGGAUUCUUGAUGCAAUUGUAGCUAGAUGGGGCACAGUUCAUAUUGCCUGUAACAACGCUGGAAUCAACAUGAAUUCUGCAAGUGAAGACACUUCACUGGAAGAAUGGGACAAAACUUUUAAUGUUAAUUUACGAGGCUUGUUUUUGUGCUGCCAAGCUGCAGGCCGCAUUAUGCUGAAGCAAGGAUAUGGGAAGAUAAUUAACACAGCAUCUAUGGCAAGUUUAAUAGUGCCUCACCCGCAGAAGCAGUUAGCAUACAACGCCUCAAAAGCUGGGGUCGUAAAAUUAACACAGACAUUAGGAACUGAAUGGAUUGACAGGGGAGUAAGAGUCAACUGCAUUUCCCCGGGAAUUGUAGACACGCCGCUCAUCCAUUCUGAAGAUCUGAAGCCUCUGGUGCAGCGCUGGCUAACCAAUAUUCCUGCUGGAAAGCUGGCUCAAGUGACAGACCUGCAGGCGGCUGUAGUAUACCUGGCAUCUGAAGCUUCAGAUUACAUGACAGGCCACAAUUUGGCCAUAGAGGGUGGUCAAAGCUUGUGGUAGAAAAGAACUGAGCAUCUUUCUUCUUUGUAGCACUUCUAAUGCAUGAGCACAAGAGUGGGAAGUAGACAGGAAAAAAUCCUGAUUCUCACCAUAGUCUACAAGCGAAGAUGCUCCCAGGUGUGCCCAGAGAAUUCUGAGUUCAUCACAAAAUUGGGUUCAUUACAUGUAAAUAAAAUAAAAAUAUCUCUUCAAAAGUUUGUGCAUAAAACACUUCAGAAAACAGAUAAGGUAGUUAAACCAGUGCUGAUUUUGUCCCUUACAGUAUAAAUAACCACUUGGAACAAAAUUAUUGCUUCCGUCUUAAAAAUGUUGUUUGAAGACCUGUCUGCUUGUUUCGUCUAGAAAUAAUUUCGUAGGAAAAAUGUAUGUAAUCCUUUAUUUUCAUUAUUUUUUUGAGAUUUUACAUUCUGCAUUCAAUCUCUGUGACGUUAGUACUUAUAAGAGUAUAUGUAGGUUAACUACAGGUAAGGCCUCAGCUGGUAUUUAGUUUAACAGGGGAAUAUUUCUUUUAAAGCAAACAUUAUUAGUUGGUCUGUGCUGCCUGCUUUUCUUUGGGUGUUUUUUAUUCAUGUUGUAUCAGUGACGUGUGAUUUGUUUAC